This is a messenger RNA of Morone saxatilis (striped sea-bass), 2641 nucleotides long. RefSeq names its product transmembrane protein 266-like. NCBI's taxonomy places the organism in Eukaryota, Metazoa, Chordata, Actinopteri, Moronidae. Bases 1 to 1653 code for a protein of 550 amino acids. The record is from RefSeq and is a predicted model, not a curated record. Gene Ontology annotation, cellular component: plasma membrane. Gene Ontology annotation, molecular function: voltage-gated channel activity. The transcript is spliced from 10 exons.
AUGCCGAUAAAGUCCCUCAGGGAAGUGGAGCAGGCAGGUCUGUCAGACUUGGAGAUCAUCUCCCAGCCAGUGGAGGAUGAGAACCAGUGCCUGGCUCCUCCAGUCCAGCUGGUGAGUUUUGGCUACAGAGAUCUGCCCCUCGCAGCUCUGGACCUCUCUCUGGCUGGCUCGCAGCUCCUCUCCAAUGCGGAUGAAGAUGAAAACAGGGAUGGGUCCAACUGGCUGAAGCCCUGCUGUGGCCGUCGAGUGGCCCUGUGGCAGGUCUGUCUGCUCAGUGCUGGUUUCAACUGUAUCCUGGUGGCCUGUGUCAUCCUGGUGGUGCUUUUCCUGUCUUUGGAGCUGCUCAUAGACACCAAACUCCUACAAUUUUCCAAUGCUUUUCAAUUUGCCAGCAUUAUCCACUGGAUCAGCCUUAUUAUCCUGUCUCUCUUCUUUUCAGAGACAGUCUUCAGAAUCGUAGUGCUUGGGAUCUGGGACUACAUAGAGAACAAAGUUGAGGUGUUUGAUGGUGCUGUCAUCGUGCUGUCCCUGGCCCCCAUGGUGGCCUCCACGGUGGCCAACGGGCCCAGCAGCCCCUGGGAUGCCAUCAGCCUCAUCAUCACUCUACGCAUCUGGAGGGUCAAGAGGAUCAUUGAUGCUUAUGUGCUACAAGUCAAAGUUGAGAUGGAACUGGAGAUCCAGCAGUGUGAGAAGACCAAGGCUGUGAGAGAGGAGCAGCUUGAGCGUCUCACUCAGAUCUGCCAGGAACAGGCUUUUGAGAUCCGGCAGCUGAGAGCCCAUCUGGCCCAGCAGGACCUGGACCUUGCUGCAGAACGUGAAGCAGCCAUGCAGAUCCACCACGUAUGGGGCAAACAGGGCAGGAGUUUUCAGGUUGUAGAAGGCUUGACUCCUGGGGAGUCUGAUGAUGAGGGUGGCCAGAGAAACCCCAGGGAGCCUCACGCCACUGCAGAUCCAGUUGUACAUGAUGACAUGAACAACUACAUCAGCCAAUACUACAGUGAAGCAAGCAGUGAUGCUGGAGCUUCUGGCUUAGGUGCCCGGAUAAUCACCACUGCAGCCAUUGACGUUCACCUCCCCACCAAUCCACAUCCCAUCCAGUCAAAUCCGAUGCUUGCUAUGGAGCGGGUGGGCAGCGCCGUAAGUGAUGCCUCAACCAGCAUAUCACGGUCCAGUGGCAGCCUUACGGCCCGCCCCCACAGCCUGAGUAGCCACACUCCGGGUUCAUCUAUGACAGACUGCAGCAGCAGCACAGCUCAGGACCUCAGUCUGAGCUACAGCUCGCACCGCUGCUGCCCCCCUACCUUCUCAGGCCAGGACCCAUGUAGGGACCCCAGCAUGGUGGUACAGGAGCUACUCUCCUCGCUCUCUGAGGACUCCUGCCUUGCUCAAAAGGGCCUGGCAGUAGACCCUGUCAACCUUAAGCUUCCCAGCCCUACUGGCUCAGAAAAGGCCAGCCCUGAGCUUGACAAGAGAAUAAACAUCUUCAACCGCAGGAACCAAGAGGAGAGGCGAGUCCGGGGAAGGGGUUGUGUGCUGUUGCAGACCAAGCCACUGAUCCACCUGCAGGGCAGCGCCACUGAGCCGUCCCUGGAGGACAAGUACCGGCUCCUGGGACCAGCUGACACACCUCUGGGGCGCAUGCCUGAUACAUAAGCUACAUAUACAUAGACACAAAAGACUUUUCUCUUUUUACUGCCAUCCUGUUUGGCAUAUAUCUGAACUCAUGUGGCAGGUCAAUCUCAUGAGGGGGACCACGUGAUUUAAAAAUUGGAUUUUUCUGUCGCUGUGUAAAUCCAAUCUUAGCCAAUCGAGAGCAAGCUUGAGCCUUAGCUUCCAGCUAACACUGAUGCGUUCAGAAGUCAAUAGUAGACAUGACAAUAAGAACUCUUAGGCCCUUUGCCAUACUGUCCAAGUUCCCCUUUUCGUCACUGAUGGAUUUUUGAAAUUUGAAAUGCCCAGAUAUAGCACAACAAAGACUAUAACAUCCCACUAAAGGGGCGUCUAAUGUGUUCUUGGACACAUUCUUCAUCAGGAAUUCUCACUUUGAAUAGGUCCUUAAUGCACUGAACGUUACAUGAGUUAAAACCAGCAAUGGGCCAUUCAAGCCUAUACUGAACAAAAACUUUAAUUCUGAUCAGUGUUGCAAACCAAGACACUGUUCUGUGUUCUCUGAAUUUCAAGCAGUUAAAAGGAGUGUUUUCUAAUGCAUUUUCUUGUUAUUUUGUUUCUUUUAAUUUGUAUGAUCAACUUUAAACAUCAUUCUGUUCUUUGUUCAAACAGCCACAGGGUUCAUAAGACUGGCUUAACUAUACAAACAGCCAAUUUUUUUUACCUUUGCCUUUCUGUCACCUAUUUGUUUGUAUUUGAAACCAUGGACCAUCAUACAAUUUAUUGAAUAGCAUUUUUGUUUUACUUGUUGAAAAAAAAAUAUUAGUAGGGUAUAUUUGUGUGGAUGAAAUUAAAAGGUAAGUGACUGGAUUCUUCACAUGAGACUAGAUUGGAGAGCUUGUAGCAUGAACCUUUAAAAGAUAUGUGCCCUAAAUGGCAAGCAAAUUCUUUGCACUUUAAUGUUUACAGACACUUUUGUAAACUUGAUAUGGAGGAAGUUAUUGCCAAAUGCAGUUGUUGUCAUUUGAAUGGA